UCCACACAUUCUACGGCACACGAUGAAGGAAGAAAGUAAGCAAACCGUGUUCGAUCCUUCUCAGAAUAUUUACGGAUUUAUCCACGAUGUUCAGCUCCGCAAAACAUCCGGUUCUCACAAGCUUACCUCAAAGACGUUAUCGUUGCUGAAAGAACUAGUGACGAAAGGAAAAUGGAACACGGCCGAGGAGCUGCUGGCUCUAAUUCGCUCUCAAGGAGUGAUCCUUUCCCAGGCCCUGCCGCAUGACAUUGUGAUCGCCAACACCACCCGCCGCGUGAUGAAGAUUGUGCGCGAAGAGUACGACUCAUCGCGCUUGAAGAACGUGGACGAUGCGCAAACCAUACUCUCCCUCCACAAGCUGGUAACGCAGGAUGCAGACUCUGAUCGUGGCGAUUACUCGAAACCGAUGCCAGAUCUGAAGGAUGCUCUGCUGGAUCACUUGUCGGAGAUCGAAACGGAGCUGGAAACAACGGCGGAUAGCAUUUCCACACAGGCAGCGGAACACAUUCACUCGGCCGAAUUAAUUAUGACAAUCGGGUACUCGCGUGCGGUCGAAAAGUUUCUCAAGAAGGCGGCCGAAACGCGCCCGAUCGAGGUGGUAGUGGUGGAGUGUGCCCCGGAUUGUCGUGGACAGCAGCUGGCGGCCAAUUUGGGACGGGCGAAAAUUCAAACGACUCUCAUUUCGGACGCUGCCAUCUUUGCGAUUAUGUCCCGCAUCAAUAAGGUUAUCAUCGGCACCCACUCCGUGCUAGCGAACGGUGGCUUGCAAGCGGUCUGUGGCACGUACAGUUUGGCUCUGUCGGCAAAGCACUUCUCGGUGCCGGUUAUUGUGCUCGCCCCAACGUACAAACUGGCGCCGGUGCAUUUGUGUAACUACGAGCAAGGAGAUUUCAACAUUCUCGGAAACACCGAAGCAAUACUGCCCUUCAAAUCUCAGACGGCCCGUUUUACGAAGGUUUACAACCCGCUGUUCGAUUAUGUUCCCCCGGAGCUGGUUACACUAUUCAUCACGAAUAAUGGAGCCAAUGCUCCGUCGUACAUAUACCGUCUAAUAAGCGAACUUUAUCAUCCGGACGAUAACCAGCUGUAAAAGUAGCUGUCGAAAGCUAGAUUAUUGGAAUGUUUUACAUAGGAAACGAAGCUUAAUAUAUA
This is a messenger RNA of Anopheles bellator, 1152 nucleotides long. It is a transcript of the gene eIF2Bbeta, whose product is annotated as translation initiation factor eIF-2B subunit beta. Bases 23 to 1090 code for a protein of 355 amino acids. Gene Ontology annotation, molecular function: translation initiation factor activity; guanyl-nucleotide exchange factor activity. The record is from RefSeq and is a predicted model, not a curated record. Gene Ontology annotation, biological process: translational initiation. Gene Ontology annotation, cellular component: eukaryotic translation initiation factor 2B complex. NCBI's taxonomy places the organism in Eukaryota, Metazoa, Arthropoda, Insecta, Diptera, Culicidae. The transcript has 3 exons.